Rhinocladiella mackenziei CBS 650.93 is the source of this 546-nucleotide messenger RNA. RefSeq lists its product as uncharacterized. The record is from RefSeq and is a predicted model, not a curated record. The transcript is spliced from 6 exons. Bases 1 to 546 code for a protein of 181 amino acids. Lineage: Eukaryota; Fungi; Ascomycota; Eurotiomycetes; Chaetothyriales; Herpotrichiellaceae.
AUGAAUGUCUUACCGCACGACACCGAUACUGUCCCAAGAGGAAAGAAGUUGGCUUCUAUACGCCUGGCAGAUCCACUGUCAACCGCAAAAAUUCCAAAUUCAAUCACGGACGAAGAAGCUGCGUCAUCGAUGUGCGCCGGUGUGACUGCAUUCAAUGCAGUUUCUGAAGUGACUAAGGGCCAACUAGGAGGAUCAGUGCUCAAUAUCAUUGGUGUUGGAGGAGUCGUACGCGAAAGCAAUGGGUUUAUCGAGUCCAUGCUUCGUCUGACAAACUACAACUGGCACGGGACGUUGGGGCGGAGAAGACCUUCAACCAUUGUGGCGAGCGGAUCUAAAGCAGCCUAUGCAUUCGCACUGAGGACGGUAAAAACGCAUGCGAGAAUCAUUACUCUCGGAGUGCCUACUGAGCCGGUCCCUAUCACGGUGGCGGCAGACACUCGUAUGAAGAUUAAAUACGAGAAGAAGAAUUUUGUCGACAUGAAUCAAGGAUUCCAAGACAUGGUCGAUGGCAAAGUUGUAGGAAGAUAUGUUUACAGCUGGCAAUGA